GGAGGAAAAGAGAAAUGGGAACCGAGAAGAGGAAUGAGCAGGCAGCAGUUCCAGCUUAUGAUAGGGGUGGUUUUGGUUUUGGAUUUUGGUGUUGGCAGUUUCAAUUAAGAGGAGAACGGAUCGCAGAUGAUAGGCGUGGUAGGUCCCAUGUCUCCACCUCCCAAGCUGUCUGUCUUGCUUUGUUUGAGAACAAUCCAAAGACAAAAAGGAAUCGGAGCAUCUGUGUUCAUGGCGUAUCAGUCGAUUCCGGGUCCGAGCUCGGGGUCGAGUUCAAGUUCUGGCUUUCAAUACAUGAAUUCUCCUUUUGGAGAUACAACAUACACCAAGGUAUUUGUUGGGGGACUCGCUUGGGAAACGCAAAGCGAAACCAUGCGCCGUCAUUUCGAGCAGUUUGGUGACAUUCUAGAGGCCGUUGUCAUCACUGAUAAGAACACCGGCCGUUCAAAAGGAUAUGGUUUUGUGACUUUCCGGGAUCCAGAGGCUGCUAGGAGAGCCUGUGCGGAUCCGACUCCAAUUAUUGAUGGCAGGCGCGCUAAUUGUAAUUUGGCUUCACUUGGCCGAUCUCGACCUCCAGUUACUUACGGUAUCAUCUCUAAUUUUUCCGGACGUUUGAGACCAGCUUCUUCGUACAUUGGAGGUGUGCAAGCUACACGAGGGGCUUAUGUUGGAAACUUUGGCUAUCAGCCACCACUUUCUUACAGCUAUCAACAAGGAUUGAUAUACCCUUAUGGGUAUGCAACAUACGGACCUGAUUAUGUCUAUCCUCAGAGUCUUUACAACCCUUAUGCAGCUCAGCAGUACCUUCAAAUAUAUGGGGUACCUGGAGCAGUGAACACAGCUAUCUAUCCUUAUGGACAAUUGGGUCAAACUGUUCCUAGCGGACAUGGUUAUACAGCCAUACAGGGAUAUGCAAUGCCAAGUCAUCAAAUAGUGCAGUUUGGUGGACGUGGACCCACUGCUAAUGCAAUCACAACUUCUCCGAUGCCCACAAUCCAAACACCAUAUCCCGGAGGUAUAGCAGCACCUGUUCCAGCACAGCCACAAUUUAUUGUUAGUACUCCCUCUCAGUUUAUGCAAGGUAGUGGUUCUGACCAAACAACCGGGUGAGGAGUUGAUCAAGGUAUCCUUAGAUUGCAGCAGGACUAAGAGCAGCGGAACUGCUACUUGAGUGGCGGGCUUCGGAUCUAGCCUUGCAAAUUAUUAAUUUUGCAUUCUACAGGUCAUACGUAGUCAUGCUUACCAGAGAUGUCAAUGUUGUCUGAGUCGCUCCAGAUGGUGGAGAAGCAAUAUGGAGGAUGCGGGGAAAGCUCUUCCUUUUUACCCUCGUAUGUGUAAGGCGCAUAUACUGCUAGUGCUCGGGUUGGGUGGCCGGCAGUCAUGGAUUGAUGGAUGCUGGAAUGGGGUUUCUGGCAACCAUGUAGGAAUAUUAUAAAAUGGUGUAAAAAUACAUGUUGGAAUCAACAUAUGAUUCUUUUGUAAGUCUAGUCAGUCCCAGCAUUUGGGUGUAUAGGUAGUCUCUAGUGUCGGGUGUUUGUCCAGCAUUGUACGUAGACAAAGAUUCUAAUAAUAAUAUAAUAAUAAUAUAAUU
Durio zibethinus is the source of this 1588-nucleotide messenger RNA. NCBI's taxonomy places the organism in Eukaryota, Viridiplantae, Streptophyta, Magnoliopsida, Malvales, Malvaceae. The record is from RefSeq and is a predicted model, not a curated record.